AAUUAGAAACUGAAACGCUCCCAAUUCACCGUCGUUUUCAACAUUCUGACCCUUCGGCAUCUUCCGAGAAUCUGAGAAGACACUGAAAGGUAUUCAGUGGCGUCUCUGAGAACUGGUCAGACAUUUUGCUUGCGCGUAAGAUUCCCAUGGAGAAGGCAGCAGUUUCUGCUAGUUCCAAGGCCAGGGAGCCUUCUCCUCCUUUCAAGCUUCUCCUCUCCUGCCCCGCUGGUCUUUCACCAUCACAGGUAUCUGUGGUUUUUGAUGAAGCGUAUGAUCGGAGUCGCCACCCGGACACCUACUUAGAAAAUUCCAUUGCUGAGAUAUGGGAUCAAAGGGUUCAGAUAAACAAGUCAUUGUACAACGGCACAAAGUUCCGGUAUGGAGGAAACGUCUUGCUUCAUGGAGAUGGACCUAACCAAGUUUCUCGUGUCUGCCUCCACCUAGGUUUGACAGAUUACAGGACUUUUAUGGGGACAAACUUAAAUCCUUUGUGGGAAAAGUUCUUGGUUCCGUCAGAAGAUGACAGUAUUUGUUGUCAACACACUUCAAGUCCACUGGGUAACGGUGCAAUAGUGGAGACAUCCGACAAUAAAAUAAUUGUGCUGCGAAGGAGUAUAAAUGUUGGGGAAUUUCCUGGACACUUCGUUUUCCCAGGAGGUCAUCCAGAGCCCCAAGAAAUUGGAAUAACAUCCCAUCAGUAUGCCAAGGACUCGACAGAGUCUGAGCUUAUUAACCAAAAAGUUUCUCAAGAGAUGUUUGAUAGCAUUAUUCGUGAAGUAGUUGAAGAAAUUGGAGUACCUGUGGCAUCCCUUCACAAUCCACUUUUCAUUGGUAUAUCCCGCAGGGAGUUGAAUGUAAGGCCAGCUGCAUUUUUCUUCAUCAAAUGCAGUCUGGAGUCAAAGGAAAUUCAAAAACUGUAUUUGAGUGCACAAGAUGGUUAUGAGUCAACUCAGCUCUAUGCAGUUUCAGUGACUGAUUUGGGGACCAUGGCAUCAAAUAUGCCAGGCUGCCAUCAAGGUGGACUGGCUCUCUACAAGUUGAUGGUAGAAGCUCUGACAAUUACCUGAAAAAGGUUCGAGACUAUUGAUUAGAGCUGUCACUUUGUAGUUUUCCAGUAGCUUUAAUUCAGCUACAUUUUCGUGGGUUUGAUCUCCUUUUGAUAUGUUUUUAAACGAAAAAUACGCAUAACCAUCUUCCUCAAACAUCCCAGAUCAAAUGAUGGAGAAAGGCACCAGAUCAUCCAAAACACAAACUUUUAUCUACUGAGGGAUGGAGAGAGAGAGCAAAAAAGACCAUAUGUUCUGUCCUUUGAUAUACUUCAUAUGAAACCGCAUUAUCGUU
This is a messenger RNA of Juglans microcarpa x Juglans regia, 1341 nucleotides long. Its product is annotated as nudix hydrolase 9. The record is from RefSeq and is a predicted model, not a curated record. Gene Ontology annotation, molecular function: GDP-mannose hydrolase activity. The coding region runs from base 147 to 1067 and encodes 306 amino acids. The transcript has 9 exons. Lineage: Eukaryota; Viridiplantae; Streptophyta; Magnoliopsida; Fagales; Juglandaceae.